This is a messenger RNA of Xiphias gladius (swordfish), 1477 nucleotides long. RefSeq names its product cell wall protein DAN4-like. Bases 75 to 713 code for a protein of 212 amino acids. NCBI's taxonomy places the organism in Eukaryota, Metazoa, Chordata, Actinopteri, Istiophoriformes, Xiphiidae. The record is from RefSeq and is a predicted model, not a curated record. The transcript is spliced from 4 exons.
AUGUAGUCUGUGUGUGUGUGUGUGUGUGUGUUUGAAUGUUGUCGUUAUGAUCGGCAGUCUUUUCGUUUCUCAACAUGCCUGCAGUGAUGCACCUCACUGUACUGGUGUCCCUGUUUGCAGCGACAGUCUGUACACGAACAAUCGGUACUUCCUCAGCAGCUCAACGGGCAACAGAGUUAACCACGAGUGCUGCAAACCUCACUGGUUCGACUGUGAAAAAGACACCUGAUGUCAGCUCAUCCACUGUGAAAACCACCAACAACACAUCACAGCCUCAAACUACAAAACACCAGAUAACUUCAGAAAAAAUGUCGUCGUCACCACCGCCCUCGACUUCCCCAGAAACAGCCAACAGGACAGAGGAAGCCCAUCCCAGCCAUCCUCCUCAGACUACGACGACCAACCAGACGUCCAAUGAUACAGUUUCCCAUGAAUUGACACUACCACCAGCAUCAGGAUCACCAAACGCCACUGCAACCACCACCGCAAACAAAACCAGCUCAGAUCUUUCACACAAGUGGGGAAAGAUUGACGUGGCAGCAAACCCCGGUCUCGUGGCCAUCCUCUGCAUCUUCUUUAUCAUCCUUUUCCUCGUGCUGGUGGUUGCCAUUGUGAAGUGUGUCAGAUCACCGAGGUCUAACUUUGAGAGGCUUGAAGAUGUGCCAAUGGGCAAAGUCAACGAGGAGUCUCCGUUCGCCCAGUACUCAAAAUGACAGAGGAGACUUCCUCAGACACCGAAGUCCAGAAUGAGUCUGCUCUGCUGCAGGAGUCUGAUGUUUCAAGGACCGAACACAUGGAAAAAAAUAAAUAAAUAAAUAAAUAAAAAUCACAGAAAUGGCGACUACACCAGCAGUGACUCUAAAUGUAGGCAAACAAGGAAAAGACAGCUUUUAUGGUUUUCUCUCAGGCUCUUAUUUCUUUACAGAGCGCUUUUGUCAGAGAAAGUGAAAUGUUUCUGCCUCAGCUUUGACCUUUGACCUGUUUAUCUGGCUACUUGUAAUUCUGCUGAUUUAGUCUUUGAAGCUUAAUCAACUGUUUCCUACUUAGUUUCUUCAGCCUAAAAGGUACAAAUAUGUAAUGUUUCCCAAAUUGGUGAUAUAUGUGCACCUACAAUUCAUAAUUGCACUCUUACAUGUAACAGGUGAUGUUAUAAGUACAUUUUUCAGGACAUUUUGUCUUUUCAUAAUGAUUUAUGGAUAUGCACACUUGCAGAUUUACAUGCUCAAGGACGAUGGAAGCUGUAUUUCCAGCAUUGAAAACGUAUGAAAAAUCGAUGUUAUCAAAAAACAUAACUGCAAUUGGAAUGUACAAGUGCGUGUAAAAUAUAUUAUUUAUUGCCAUAUAUUAUGUAUAAAUAAUGUCUUCUCCAGCCCGAGACCUCCAGUGUAUAUUGCAGUUUAAGUCCUACAAACUACAAACAGUGUUCAGAGGCAGAAGUAAACUGUUUGCUGGAGUUACAUUUCAGCAUGGACAGCGA